Messenger RNA from Daktulosphaira vitifoliae (grape phylloxera), 3221 nucleotides. RefSeq names its product MMS19 nucleotide excision repair protein homolog (gene Mms19). The coding region runs from base 131 to 3100 and encodes 989 amino acids. Gene Ontology annotation, biological process: iron-sulfur cluster assembly. The transcript is spliced from 18 exons. Gene Ontology annotation, cellular component: cytosolic [4Fe-4S] assembly targeting complex. Lineage: Eukaryota; Metazoa; Arthropoda; Insecta; Hemiptera; Phylloxeridae. The record is from RefSeq and is a predicted model, not a curated record.
UAGCUUGUUUUUUGUGUCCCGCGAUUGAUAAUGUGCUCAUCUGAUAACUCAUUCAAAAAGAGUAAUUAUUUUAGUAACAUAAUUUUUUAGUACAUGAAAAUAAAUAUUGAUGUAAUUUUAACUCUUUAAAAUGUCUGAGGUAUUUUCUGAGAUUGUAGAAAAUAUAAAACAUGAAAAAAUUGAAUUAGUAUGUGAUUUAGUCAGUAAAGAAAUUUCUUGCCAAACUUUCACAUUUCUACAGUUUGUGGAAAGCUUAGAAGAAUUAUUAACUUCUAGUGAUAAAAAUAUUCGUUUAAAUGGUCUCAAAGCAUUUGUGGCGGUUAUUUCUAAAAUGCCUUUAGAUUUUUUUAAGUCAGACGAACUAGAUUUCAUAUAUAAAUUUUUAUGUGAGCGUUUUAUUGAUCACCAUUCAUUUGUUCCAACUAUUUUGAUUGGUAUUAAAAAUACAAUAAAAAUGACACAUAUUAAAAAAGAAAUGAUUAUUAGAUUUUUUAAUGUUAUUAUGCCUCAUUUCCAUUGUCAAUCACAGCUUCAAAAAGAUAGGAACAUAUUUUUUCAUAUACUACAUUAUGUUUUUAUAAAUCAUUUAAAUGAUAUACAUUUCCUAGGACCAGAUUUUGUUUAUUGUGUUAUUUCUUCAAUAGAUGGUGAAAGAGAUCCUUCUAAUUUAUCUUUACUGUUUAAAAUUUUGCCACAAUUUUUUUGCAAUUAUCCUCUUGGUCAUUUGGCUGAAGAAGCAUUUGAUGUUAUUGCAUGUUAUUUUCCUAUUGAUUUUCGAGAAAAUAAAGAAAGUAAAAUAAACAGAAUUGAUUUGGCAUUAAAUUUAGCCCGUUGUCUUACAUGUGUUGAAGACUUUGCUUGUUUCAGUAUUCUUUUAGCUUUAGAAAAAUUAGAAGCAAGUCAAGAAGUUGCAAAAUUAGACUCAUUACAUCUUUUGAAAUUAUGUUGUGAAAAUUUUAGUUCAAAAAUUAUUAAAGAACAUAUGGAAGAAAUAUGGCGUAUUCUAAAAUUUAUUAUUAUGUCAGACACGGAUGAUACUUCAGAUGUAGUACGAGAAGCUGCUAUAAGUGUAUUAACUGCUUUAUUAUAUUCUUUAGCAAUUAUAAAAGGGCAAGACAAUGAAGAACAGCUUUUGAAUUUUAUAGACAUCAUUUUAAAAAGUUCAGAUAGAUUUUUAUCUAAUGCCCAAACAACACUAUUUAUACCCUCAAUUAAGUUACUAUGUAAUGUGGGAAUUACUUCAAAAUAUGCUUGUAGAAGGAUUGCUGAAAAAAUCUAUUUUAUGUUUUUGGACAAAAGUAAUUUAUCGCCGUCUGAAGUACCACAAAUUUUACAAGCUCUAAGUUUAAUUACAAAUAUGUGUAUACAGAUGGAAAUAGAGUUACACUCUAUACCAGGUUUAGAAACAAGAUGGGAAGAAAUUUGUUGUUUGUUUUUACUUUAUUCACACAGUGAAGUAAAUGAGAUUAAAAUUUCUUCUUUAAAAGCUCUUAGAAUAUCAAUUAAAACACUAUCUAAAUCACAACGUCAAAAUUACUAUAAUACUAUAAUUGAUUUAAUUAAAUCUAAGACAACAAAAGAAGUAACAAAUGAAAUGUUGAAUGGGUUCAAGGAAAUUGCAAAAUACUAUAAUGAAGAAGUAAUGACUUUUAUCAUUAACUCUAAUAUUGGUGACUUCAAUGAAUCUUCUGACAUUUAUUUAAAAUCAAAAUAUUUGAAAACUCUCUGUUCUUUAAUAAAUGAGAAGUAUUUUUACCCAAUAAUCAAUGAAAAAUUAUGUAAGUACAUUGGUUGCAAUCAAGAAGUUACUAAAAUAGCAUUAAAAUAUUUAAGAGAACUUUGUGAAAAUUCAGAGAGUGAUAAUUUAUUAUCAUAUUUUUCUGUAGAUAAUGGUAUUAUGAAUCAUUUAUUUAUGUUUUGGAUUAAUGAAAUAAGUAAUUGCAAUUGUAAUGAAUUGCAACUAAAUGAAACUUUUCUAAAUGAUACUUCAUUUAUUAUAAAUUGUAUUAUGUGCACCUUAAGUAGUAGUGAUCAAUUUCAAAUCAUAACAAAAUACAAUCAAUAUUUUGAUGAUAUUCAAAACAGUUCAAUAAUUUAUGAAGAACUAACUGCUGAUAAACAAAAAAAAUUUUCUUACUUGAUUGUUUUAUUAGAAAGUUUACUUAAUUCAUUGAACCCUUGCAUUGAAAUUAAAAAUAUUACUUUAAUAGUGAAGAAUUGUAUUGAAAUGGCAAUAAAUACUAAACUUUCUAUAUGUGCCCUAUCAGCAUCAAGAUUAACUGCCACUUUAAUAAAUAAAUACUUUAAUGGUGAUGAGUAUGAUGUACAUUUAGAUAAGUAUAAAUUGAAAUUAGAAGGUAUUAUAAAAUUCCCUAAUACAAAUAAACAAUAUGUAAUCAAUCAAAUGGCAUGGAUAACAAAAGCAUUAACAUUAAAAGGGCACAAUAAAAUGUUAAUAUGGGUUGACUGGCUAGUUAACUUAUUAGCUGAUCCAGAAUAUGGAAAAAUAGCAACUACUGGUUUUUUAUUGUUAACACAGACUGAUAAUCAAUAUUUGAGUACAACUUGUUUUUGUUCUAUCAAACUUUUGUAUAAACAAAGAUUCUUUUGUUAUGUAAUUGAACCAUUAAUUUCGCUAUAUAAUAAAUCAUCUGAACCAAUAAAAGAAAACUAUCUCACAAGUAUUUUGUAUCAAAUGAAUGGAAGUUCUUAUACAUCAAUUUCACCAUACUUUACUGAAAUUCUACCUAUUCUUCUUCAAAUUUUAUGCCCAGAACAAACUCAUGUUUUGCAGUCAUUACACAUUUUUUGCAGGUUAUUAGAGUCAAAAGCUUAUAUUUUGGAAGACUACCUACAAUCAUUUGUACCAAAAUUAUUAUUUCUUUCACAUAACUCAAAAUUAAUGAUGAUUCGAAUUAGAGCACUACAGUGCUUGUAUCAUUGUUGUGAUUUUUCAUUAAUUAAGCUUUUACCAUUAAAGAAAAAGGUUAUUUUUGAAUUGGCAAAAUGUCUUGAUGAUAAGAAAAGAUUGGUACGCAAAGAGGCAGUGAAAACAAAAUUUAGAUGGAUAAAUAUUGAUUCAUUAAAGGAUACUAAUUAAAUUGAAAUAGCAAGAAAAUAUAUUGUUUAGUUUAAAUUGAUUGUAAACAAACAAACCUUUACUAUUUCUAAAUUUAUGUGAUUCAUGUUUCGUGUCAAUAUAUAAUCAAAUAUGAAUACAA